Molecule: messenger RNA, 1386 nt
Organism: Ictidomys tridecemlineatus (thirteen-lined ground squirrel)
Lineage: Eukaryota; Metazoa; Chordata; Mammalia; Rodentia; Sciuridae
Gene: Rergl
Product: RERG like
Molecular function (GO): GTPase activity; GTP binding
Source: RefSeq, a predicted model, not a curated record
AGAACACUAGAUGGAUCAGAAAGAGCAGAAAGGCAAGAUGAAUGAAGUUAAGCUUUCUGUCUUGGGUGGUGAAGGCACCGGCAAGUCUGCCCUUACUGUAAGGUUUCUUACUAAGCGAUUCAUUGGAGAAUAUGCUUCUAAUUUUGAGUCUAUCUAUAAUAAGCAUUUGUGUUUGGAAGGGAAGCAACUGAAUCUGGAAAUAUAUGACCCUUGUUCUCAAUUGCAGAAAGCAAAAUUCUCUCUCACAAGUAAACUUCACUGGGCAGAUGGGUUUGUUAUUGUGUAUGACAUCAGUGACAGAUCUUCGUUUGCUUUUGCAAAAGCCCUUAUCUACAGAAUUCGGGAGCCACAAGCUAGUCAUUGCAAAAGAGCUGUGGAACAGGCAGUACUUUUGGUUGGCAACAAGCAAGACCUCUGUCAUGUGCGUGAGGUUGGCUGGGAAGAAGGAGAAAAGCUGGCACUGGAUAACCGAUGCCAAUUCUGUGAACUGUCUGCAGCAGAGCAGUCUCUGGAAGUAGAAAUGAUGUUCAUCAGAAUUAUCAAGGAUAUUCUUACAAACUUCAAGCUCAAAGAAAAGAGAAGAUCCAGUGGAUCUAAGUCAAUGGCCAAAUUGAUCAAUAAUGUAUUUGGAAAGAGAAGAAAGUCUGUUUAGCAGCCAUAUAAUCCUAGGGGAUUUAUUAUGCCAGAGUUUCAAACAUUCACAUGGUAAUUAAACCUAUCUGUUGUUUGCUUUUUUUGUUGUUGUUGGGUUGGUGGUACCAGAGAUUGAACUCAGGGGCACCUGGCCACUGACCCACAUCCCCAGCCCUAUAUUGUAUUGUAUUUAGACAGGGUGUCAUUGAGUUGCUUAGCGCCUGUCUUUUGCUGAGGCUGGCUUUGAACUCCAGAUCCUCCUGCCUCAGCCUCCUGAGCCACUGGGAUUACAGGUGUCACCAUGCCUAGCCAUUGUUUGCAAUCUUUAGAAAAAAAAAUUGUCUGAGAUAUGAAAUGAUUGAACGUGAACCAACCUGCAUUUUCAAAUGUGUAGUUUGCUUUUGGUUGAUUGUAUGCAGUUCAUGCUGCUUCACACAUAACCUUUCAUUUGUUGAACAAAAAAGGACUCACUGCAAUCUACUGGUAGAUUGUUAUCCAUGGUGCCUUGCCAAGUCAACUCUGCUCAUGUAAUUUUAUUAAGCUACCAUACCAUAGUCUGUGGUUUAACUUUAAUUUAUUUAUUUCUUUGAAAUAAAUGAGCAAUUAUCUUCAUAGCAUUAAUAUAAGGUUUGACUUAUCAAUUUGUGAAAGUUCUCCAUCUAUUUAACAGAAAUGCAUGGAUUUACUUUAGAAAUGUCUUUACAAUAAUAUAGUGACCUACAUUACAUUUUAUGUAUUUAGAUAAAAAUAUAA